AUGACGCUGUAUAGUUUUUUAGCCCUUGUGGCAUUCUAUUGUAUUUGUAAGGCAAAGCGUAUCGCAAAUCCUCAGGAGGCGUUUAUGGACAGAUUUGACAUAGCGAAGAAUCACAUAAAUAUAAAGUGGUCUACAAACGGUAGGUUAGGGGAAGGGGACUAUAAAUAUGAUAUAGAUGAUGGGGAGAAUACAGACUUUGAGCUGAGCACAGAGAGUAUGACGGGAACCUGCCCAGACAAUGGAGCCCAAGAAAUGUACAAGGGUAGUUGUCCCGAUUAUGGGAAAACAUUCGUAAUGGAUCUGAACGUAGAUGAGUAUAAUGAGGAAUUUUUGGACGAAAUGAGUUUCGGUUUGUUGAACAAGAAAUUAAAUCUUUCAAUAGAAAUUCCAGUGGAGAAAAGUGGGAUGGCCAUGUACCAAGGUCUCUUCAAGCGUUGCCCUUUGGACGAAAAUCAUAGUUCGCUCAUAAGGAAGGAACAUGUAUAUGAUAUGUGUUUUGAACGAAUUUACAAUCGUAUGGAAUUAACUGAUAGAAAUAAAAAGCGUACCUUGAGGAAUAAUUAUUUACACUUUGGAUGGCACGGAUUAGGAGGUCGAUUCGGAUCCAAUAUAGAUUACCCUCUACAUGAUUAUAAUCCGUCAGAAAGUCAUGUGACUAGAAAAAUGGGGUUCUCAGGUUUAAUAAGAAAUUUGUCCGACUGUUCUAUUUAUUCCUACUGUAUGGGUCCAUGUUUUGGCAAAGAUUUUAAUAAUGAAUGUUUUCGCAGUUUACCUGUCGUUUUCAACCACAGAACGAAGGAGUGUGUUAUCCUCGGUACACAUGAAGCAAGUAGAAGAAGAAAUUGCCUGUCUCAGAAUUCAUAUGGUUUUGAAAGAUGCUUUGUGCCAAUGAAGAAGGAAGCAGGGAAAGAAUGGACGUAUGCAUCAUCAUUUUUGCGUCCAGAUUAUGAAACAAAAUGCCCUCCAAGAUUUCCAUUAAAUGAUACAGUAUUUGGCUACUACAAUCAUAGAACUGGUGAAUGUAAAUCUGCUGUGAAGAAUAAUCGUGGGAAUUAUAAGUCAACUUUCAAAAAUUGUAUUGAAGGACUAUUCAAUCAUCCUGAGGGGGAUAGGGGAAAUGGCAGAAAUAAUUUCUUAUGGGGGGUUUGGUUUUUAGAAGGUAGUUCGGAAAAAUUAAGUUCCAUGAAUGAUAUUGGAAUGUGUUCCAUUUUGAGGGAGAAACCAAAUUGUGUCUUGAAGAAGGAAAAGCACUAUUCCUUUACGAAUUUGACGGCGAAUUCUUUUGAUUUUGCGCAAAGUGUGACAUAUCCACAGGUGGAGGAGAUGCAUGAUCAGGAGAAUGGAGUAAGUAAUUUGGGAGAGACGGCAUGGGAAGGUAGGGAAGAAAGAAUAGAUUUGAGCGAAGUAGAUGGAAAGAGGGAAGAAGCAGGGAGCGAAGAUAAAGAAAUAAAAGAGACAGAAACAUACCAAAAUUUGCAAAAGAAUAGAAAAACAGAAAUAAAUGAGCACAUGGGAUUAAGCAAGGAAAAUCUUAACUACAUGCUCCCCGUGCAAAUGAGGCACGAAUCAACUCAUUCAAAUAGGAACGAUUCUAUUUUUAGAAGAAAGGAUGAACCUAUAAGCCAAAUGCUUGAACUAAAUCAGCCAUCCAAAAGUUAUUUGCACAAUCUAGGUGCUCGUGGAUGGGGAAGAUACAACAUUUCUCAUUGGAACUCCCGUAGAAUAAAUAACGGCUCAGUUUCCCAGAAUGAAGGAAAUAUGAGUUCCAAAUUGUCUAAAAACCCUCAAUCUAAAUUUAUGGAAAGAUUUGAUAUUCCGAAAAAUCAUAUUUUUAUCAAUUGGAAAAAGGACGGAGAAUUCGGAGAGGGUAAUUUGAAGUACGAUAUUUUAUCGAAUAAAACGGCUGGUACCGCUCAGUCCUUAUUAAUUGAUAAUUAUAAUGACGUGUGUCCAAAUCAUUCAAUUCCAGGAAGGGCACAAGGAAGUUGCCCGAACUAUGGGAAAGCUAUCAUUGUCGAAAGACCUGAAAAUAAGAAUGAAGAUAGUAAUUUUAAUUACGAAUCUUUAAAUGAAAUACAUACUGGUUAUUUGGGAAGAAUAAGCAUCAAUGUUGUCGAACUUCCAUAUGAUAAAAGUGGAAUAGCUAUGCAUCAUGGUUUUCCAGCAUCUUGUCCAAUAGAUAAACAGGAAGAGAGGUUGCUUCAAAGAAUGAAUGAUUACAAUUAUGAUAUGUGCAAGUCUAGGGUGUUUCCAUCUCCAUUAUCCAUGAAGGAAUUGGAUUACAGAAAUCGUACACUUAAGUAUUAUGGCCUUUAUGGUUUCGGUGGUCGAUUAGGUUCGACAAUUUCAAUUAAUUCAAGAAAUGUAGGAAGAGGUGAAAAGCGUACGAAUAACAUAACGCUGCCAAUGAAAAACCCAGGGUUAAUAAACAACUUGCUCGAUUGCUCUAUAUACUCUUAUUGUUUAGGACCUUGUAUGGAAGGAACAUACAGAAAUAAAUGCUUCCGAAAUUUACCGGCUUAUUAUAAUCACGCAACAAAUGAAUGUGUUAUACUUGGUACACAUGAACAGGAAAGGAACAGUAACUGCAGGAAGGAAACAAGUGACUUAAGUAGACCGAACUGCCAGAAGAUUAGGAAAACCUUAGAUUCAAAGGAUUGGACAUAUGUUACUUCAUUUAUUAGGCCUGAUUAUGAAGAAAAAUGUCCACCUAGAUUUCCUCUCAAUUCCAAAAGUUUUGGGAUCUACGAUGAACGAACAGGAAAAUGCAGAAGUCUCAUUGGAGAGGAUAAUUACGUCGGUAUUCAAAAUUUCGGAGGCUGCUUAGAAUAUUUGUUUAUUAACUCUCCAAAAGAUUUAUAUAAUAGUGAUAGAAAAAAAUAUUGGGGUGUUUGGAUUGGAAAAGAGCCGGUUAAUGAUUAUAAUAUGUUUAGGGUUACUGGGGAAUGCUAUCAUAUACUUCAAAAACCAACUUGCGUCAUCCACAAAGAGAACCAUUUUUCAUUCACAUCUCUCACAACAAAUUACAUUGAUUUUUAUCAGAACUUUAACAUAGAACCUGUGGAAGAAUUGGUUGAGCGUAGAGAUAUAAUUGAUCUAGAUAAAGAGGGGAACCAUUAUGGGAGAGCUGAGGCUAGGGCGCAGGUGGGGCAAGACAGGGGGCUAAAUCCGUCAGAUUUUGAUUUCACUGCUAAGAAGGACAGUCGUGCAACAGAGGCGACGGAAGAGGCUAAGAAAAAAGCGGAAGAGGCUAAGAAAAAAGCGGAGGAGGCUAGGAAAGCGGAAGAGGCUAAGAAAAAAGCGGAGGAGGUUAGGAAAGCGGAGGAGGUUAGGAAAGCGGAGGAGGUUAGGAAGGCUGAGGAGGCUAGGAAAGCGGAAGAAGACAAAAGGAAAGCUGAGGAGGCUAGGAAGGCUGAGGAGGCCAGGAAAGCGGAGGAGGCCAGGAAAGCGGAGGAGGCUAGGAAAGCGGAGGAGGUUAGGAAGGCUGAGGAGGUUAGGAAGGCUGAGGAGGUUAGGAAGGCUGAGGAGGCUAGGAAGGCUGAGGAGGUUAGGAAAGCGGAGGAGGUUAGGAAGGCUGAGGAGGCUAGGAAGGCUGAGGAGGUUAGGAAGGUUGAGGAGGCUAAGAAAAAAGCUGAGGAGGCUAGGAAGGCUGAGGAGGUUAGGAAGGCUGAGGAGGCUAGGAAGGCUGAGGAGGUUAGGAAAGCGGAGGAGGUUAGGAAGGCUGAGGAGGCUAGGAAGGCUGAGGAGGUUAGGAAGGUUGAGGAGGCUAAGAAAAAAGCUGAGGAGGCUAGGAAGGCUGAGGAGGCUAAGAAAAAAGCGGAGGAGGCUAAGAAGAAGGCUGAGGCGGCUAAGAAAAAAGCGGAGGAGGCUAAGAAGAAGGCUGAGGCGGCUAAGAAAAAAGCUGAGGCGGCUAAGAAAAAAGCUGAGGCGGCUAAGAAAAAAGCUGAGGCGGCUAAGAAAAAAACUGAGGAAGCUAAGAAAAAAGCUGAGGCGGCUAAGAAAAAAGCUGAGGAAGUAAGAAAAGCGGAGGAGGCUAAGAAAAAGGCAGAGGAGGAUAAGAAAAAAGCGGAGGAGGUUAAGAAGGCUGAGGCAGCUAAGAAAAAAGCGGAAGAAGCUAAGAAAAAAGCUGAGGAAGUAAGAAAAGCGGAAGAGGCUAAGAAAAAAGCGGAGGAGGCUAGGAAAGCGGAAGAGGCUAAGAAAAAAGCGGAGGAGGCUAGGAAAGCGGAGGAGGCUAAGAAAAAAGCGGAGGAGGCUAGGAAAGCGGAAGAGGCUAAGAAAAAAGCGGAGGAGGCUAGGAAAGCGGAAGAGGCUAAGAAAAAAGCGGAAGAGGCUAAGAAAAAAGCGGAGGAGGCUAGGAAAGCGGAAGAGGCUAAGAAAAAAGCGGAGGAGGCUAGGAAAGCGGAGGAGGCUAGGAAAGCUGAGGAGGCUAGGAAGGCUGAGGAGGCUAGGAAGGCUGAGGAGGCUAGGAAGGCUGAGGAGGUUAGGAAAGCGGAGGAGGUUAGGAAGGCUGAGGAGGUUAGGAAAGCGGAAGAGGUUAGGAAGGCUGAGGAGGCUAGGAAAGCGGAAGAAGACAAAAGGAAAGCUGAGGAGGCUAGGAAGGCUGAGGAGGCCAGGAAAGCGGAGGAGGCCAGGAAAGCGGAGGAGGCUAGGAAAGCGGAGGAGGUUAGGAAGGCUGAGGAGGUUAGGAAGGCUGAGGAGGUUAGGAAGGCUGAGGAGGUUAGGAAGGCUGAGGAGGUUAGGAAGGCUGAGGAGGCUAGGAAAGCGGAAGAAGACAAAAGGAAAGCUGAGGAGGCUAGGAAAGCGGAAGAAGACAAAAGGAAAGCUGAGGAGGCUAGGAAGGCUGAGGAGGCCAGGAAAGCGGAGGAGGUUAGGAAAGCGGAGGAGGUUAGGAAGGCUGAGGAGGUUAGGAAAGCGGAGGAAGUAAGAAAAGCUGAGGAAGCUAAAAGGAAGGCUGAGGAGGACAAAAGGAAAGCGGAGGAGGCAAGAGUGGAUGAAGGGGAAAAGAAUAAAAUUGCGCAUGUAAUUAAGGAAGGUGUGGACGAAAAGGAUGAUAGGACGACAAAAGAUAUAUUUUCGAAUAGUGCUGUAAUUAUUGAGGGAGGAAAAGAAGGUAAUUUAGUAGUGAAUGACAGUAAGGAGACUGAGGUUUCUGCAACGAAGGAAGUGGCUGAUUCAUCUAAUAGCGUCAGGGAAGAGUCAAAGGAGGUUCAACAGCAUAAGUUCAAUAAGAAUAAUAUUUCUGGUGAAGAUGGAAAUUCUGAAAGUAAUUCGAAUUCAGAAACAUAUAAUAAAGAAGAUUUCGAAGAGGAAGUCGAAGAAGCGAAAAUGAUAAAGCAGCUUGAUAAUAAUGAUAUGGAGUCGGAAAUACCAAACAGUAAUUAUGCACCCAAAAAUUAUGAAUCGACAGAUGAUAAAUUAGAUAAGGAUGAAUAUAUAAAGAGAAAUGCUGAAAAAACGCGGCAGGAGAUAAUAAAUUUAUCCAAAAAGGACCCAUGUAUUGUUGAUGUUUCUUCAAAGUUUUGCGAUUAUAUGAAGGAAAAUAUAUCUUCUGGUAAUUGUUCUGAUGUAGAGAGAAAAGAACUGUGUUGUUCAAUUUCAAAUUAUUGUUUAAAGUAUUUUAGUUAUAGUUCAAAUGAGUAUUAUAACUGUAUGAAUGAAGAAUUUGGCCACAAGGAUUACAAAUGCUUUCAGAAGAGUAAAGUUUCAAACACGGCUUAUUUUGCUGGAGCAGGAAUAGUACUGAUACUCCUGCUUGUCAUCGUUUCAAAAGCUAUUCUGGGAAAAUGGUUUAAUGAAGCUACUUUUGAUGAGUUCGAUGAAAAUUAUGAGAAAGUCUACACAUUAGCCAUGAUAAACAGGGAACAAAUACAGGAAGCGGGAUCGUUAGAUUUUUCCGGGUACAUGUCUGAUAAAUGA
Molecule: messenger RNA, 5916 nt
Organism: Plasmodium knowlesi strain H
Lineage: Eukaryota; Apicomplexa; Aconoidasida; Haemosporida; Plasmodiidae
Product: membrane associated erythrocyte binding-like protein, putative
Exons: 5
Coding region: 1-5916 (1971 amino acids)
Biological process (GO): cytoplasmic microtubule organization; cytoskeleton-dependent intracellular transport
Cellular component (GO): cytoplasm; centrosome
Molecular function (GO): microtubule binding; dynein light intermediate chain binding
Source: RefSeq, a predicted model, not a curated record